GUGAGGUUUUUAUUUCGUAUUCAUAUUCUUGAAAAAGAAACUUUUGAUACUUAUGCGAGUUCCUAUUCUCACAAAACACUGUAAAACUGCUUAAUUUGCCUAAAGUCCUCAUGGGGUGAUCUGGUAUCCGUCAGCCAUAGCUGUGUCGACAUUUUUAGUUUUUCUAAAAGCGGAAAAGUAUCCGCAAUUGAGGCGACUUCAAAAGCUCUAAGGAGAAGGCUUUUCUUCGGAUAUUCUUCAGCGGUAAGUUCCUUUGCCGAGCUCCUAGCCUUUCCAGAUCAGUCUACGGCAAAAAAUGGCAUUUUCUCGGCUCAAACAAUAUGGUGUUAAAGAAACAGACGAAAAGUUUGACAAACUUCAGUAUGAAAAUAUUCCAACUUCAGAUAGAAAAGAUAGCGGACAAACUUACAAUGUUUCGGAAGCUGUAGAGAAGUUAGGAUUUGGGAUGUUCCAAGCGCGACUUAUCGGAAUUGUUGGAUUCUUUGUUAUAGCUGAUGCAUUGGAAAUGAUGCUCCUCUCUAUAUUAGCACCAACGAUUCGAUGUUUAUGGCAUCUGGAUUCUGUAGAAGAAGCAUUCAUUACGACAGUUGUGUUUGUCGGGAUGAUGAUAGGCUCUUCAUUCUGGGGAUGGAUUGCAGAUUCACUCGGUAGAUUCCCGACCGUAAUCGUCUCAGCAGCCUGGAUAUUUUACUUUGGACUUCUAAGUGCAUUCUCUCCUCAUUAUUACUGGAUCAUUUCCCUUAGAUGUUUGGUUGGAUUUGGUAUUGGUGGAUCCCCACAGUCGACGACCUUAUUAUCAGAAUUCCUGCCCGCAAAGUCCAGAGCCAUUUGCAUCUUAUCUUUAGCUAUAUUUUGGGCCAUUGGUUCCACGUUCACCGUUGCCGUGGCAAUGGCUGUCAUGCCUACUUUAGGUUGGCGGUGGCUUUUAGCGAUACUCAGCCUUCCGCUGCUGAUUUUUCUAAUCAUGAGCAAGUGGUUACCAGAGUCUGUUCGGUUCUACCUGGCUGCGGGAGACCGCGAGAAAGCCAUUCAAGUGCUAAAACAAUGUUCUAGAAUAAACAAGAAAGAAUUACCUCCAGGGGAACUAAAAGAUGCUAACACUAACAAACCAAGAGGACGAAUAGUAGAUUUAUUUCUUGGUGGACAAUGGAAAACGACUAUAUUAUUAUGGAUUAUCUGGUUUAAUUUAGCAUUUUCAUAUUACGGGAUCGUGCUGACUACGACGGAACUUUAUCAAAGCUAUUCAGAGACAGGCAAAUGUGGUGAAAAGAGUAAAGCAGGAAUUGCUGAUUGUGGAUGUAGCCUCCUCACGAUGCGAGACUACAUUGACAUGAUGUGGACCACAUUAGCUGAAUUCCCAGGUAUAAUAGUUACUAUGUUAAUAAUCGACUAUCUUGGGCGCAAGAAGACUGCUGCCAUCGAAUUUUUAGCUACAGUUAUAUUCUAUGUACUGCUGAUGUUUUGUAGUGGCAGGGGUUUCAUGACGUUUUGUAUAUUUGGUGUCCGCGGGUUCAUUUCGGGAGCAUUUCAGACAUUCUUCGUGUAUACACCCGAGGUCUAUCCUACAAUUAACAGGGCUUUGGGCUUGGGUUGCUGUAGUGCAAUAUCGAGAAUAGGCGCCAUGCUUACGCCAUUCGUUGCUCAAGUAUUACUUAAAGUUUCGGCUAAACUCGCCCUGGGUAUGUACGCCUUCUUGUCUGCCAUCUCUAUCAUAGCUACGCUUCUACUUCCUAUAGAAACAGGGGGACGAGCCAUGGUGGAAACGUGACCCGAACAGCUCUACAGCUACUCAAAUACAUCAAAAGGAAACAUAAAUAUGGAAAGACACAAAUGAGAUAUUUAUACAGUACGAAUUAAGAGAUAAUAGUAAAGUAAAGGAUAUUCAAUUUAUGCACAACAAAGAUUAAUAAUAAUGGCUGGCUCCAUUACAUUGUUAUAAAAUAACACUCGUUUCCCUUAUUAUUAAAGGCUCAACUUUAUACAUGCAUUCCCAUCUCUAAUAUCAAUCAAUGUACAGUACAUAGGAUACACUGAAAUAUUUGGAACAGUUAAUAGUGUAUAAUUAAUGCACAAUAGACAUCACUUUCCCAAUGUAUCGUGAUGCUUUGUAUGUAAAUGCUUCUGAAGGCAUUGGUGCCCUAUCAUUUCUAUGACAAAUACAUGUAAAUAAUAUGCUGUGCCUAAUUUUCACUUAAUGUUUUAGGUCUUUUUGGGUAAAUAAAGAUUUCAAAUGACUACUAA
Molecule: messenger RNA, 2241 nt
Organism: Actinia tenebrosa (Australian red waratah sea anemone)
Lineage: Eukaryota; Metazoa; Cnidaria; Anthozoa; Actiniaria; Actiniidae
Product: synaptic vesicle 2-related protein
Biological process (GO): transmembrane transport
Cellular component (GO): membrane
Molecular function (GO): transmembrane transporter activity
Source: RefSeq, a predicted model, not a curated record